Molecule: messenger RNA, 1332 nt
Organism: Acanthisitta chloris (rifleman)
Lineage: Eukaryota; Metazoa; Chordata; Aves; Passeriformes; Acanthisittidae
Product: kelch-like protein 23
Molecular function (GO): protein binding
Source: RefSeq, a predicted model, not a curated record
AUGGAGCCUGCCCAGGAGCCCCCGGAGCUGGGAGCACAGACAGACCCUGCUGCAGACACUGUGCUGGAGGUGGGGGAGAGGCUGUUCCAGGUGAGCCGCAGGGAGCUCUCCGGGCACAGCCGCUACUUCCAGGCCUUGUUCUUCGGAGGGGCGAGGGAGAGCUCGGAGCAGCACAUCGUGCUGCGCGGCGUCGACGCCGUGCCCUUCCAGGCCCUGCUCGACUUCACCCGCACGGCCCAGGUGCUUAUAGGCCAAGAGAACGUGACCAGCUUGCUGGAAACAGCUGAUUUUUUCCAGUUUGACAGGGUGAAACUGUUGUGUGAGAAGUUCCUGGAGCGAGAGCUGCACGUUUCCAACUGUCUGGGCCUGAUGAGCUAUGCACAGCAGUUUGCCUUCACAGAGCUGUACGUGGCAGCUAUGAACGUGGCUCUCACUCACUGGGGGGAUGUGAUGUGCCAGGAGGAGUUUCAGACACUACCCAAGGAAAUGCUGCUGCAGCUCCUGAGGAGUGAUGAGCUCUUUGUGCCACGGGAAGAUGUGGUUUUCAACAGUGUCACCAGGUGGAUAACGGAGGACCCAGCGACGAGAGAGGAGGAAUUCCUGGAGCUGGUGGGCGAAGUCAGGGUCACUUUCCUGAGCUUGUCCUUCCUCGAUCUCCUGGUGAAACGCAGCAGACGCUCUGGGGAGACAGAUCUCUAUUCCAGACUAGUAAAGAAGUUAGACAGCUGUCCUCCCCCCAGCUGGCACCACCCCCAACUGUGUCCUCAGGCUGGUCGGAGCUAUGACACCCUCUAUGUCCUGGGAGGAAAGCAUGACAAGGAGCAGCAGGAACUAUUUCUCUUUCAGCCCAAGACAGGGGCCUGGCAGGCCUGUUCUCCUCUGCAGCGCAGGAACCUCACCCAGUAUGCAGUAGCAGCAGUAGGGAGUUUCCUUUUUGUGACAGGAGGCUAUUUCCGGGAUGAGUUCGUAUGGUACAGUGUGGAUUGGGUGCUUAUCUACAACUGCCUGGACAACAGCUGGCUGGAGGGCCCAGCCAUGAAGCUGUCCCGACACAGUCACUGCGCGGCGGGCGCUGGGCUCUGCCUCUACGUGCUGGGAGGGAGCACUGAUGAGGGCAUCACCGCGGCCGUGGAGCGCAUGGCACUGCUGGAGUCAGAGUGGGAGAGCAUGAGCCCCAUGGCCCAGCCCGUGGAGAGAGGAGAUGCUGUCAGUGUGGGCAGCAGAAUCUACGUGGUCUGCGGCCUGGAUGACCACGUGUACGAUGGAGUGCAGAGGCUGAACACAGAGACUGACAGCUGGGAUGUCAUCUCCAUCUCCCCUCUUCCAAGGUAA